Rubroshorea leprosula is the source of this 321-nucleotide messenger RNA. The record is from the annotation of a GenBank genome assembly. NCBI's taxonomy places the organism in Eukaryota, Viridiplantae, Streptophyta, Magnoliopsida, Malvales, Dipterocarpaceae.
UAGUGAUCCCGUGGAAGCCUCCCCAAUUUUCCCACCGACACUUCCUCAUCCCGCCAGCUCCAGCUUUGCUUGUUGAGCAUUUUUGGUUCGUGAUUGCCCUGUGAUCCUAGCACUUGGAUUAGGCCUUCUGUCUCGUGUAAUUAAGGUAGUGAGACCUGACGCGUGGGAAGCCCGGGGGAGUGACGAGCUAGACGGCUAGGCACUUUCGGACUUAGUUUUUGUAGCUAAGCCGUUAGUCACCCAUGCUUGACUUAGAAAUUUUUGUGUACAGAACUCCCUUAGUUAUGGUCACGACUGUGUAAAUAAAGUUAUAAAUCUUUG